Molecule: messenger RNA, 945 nt
Organism: Zerene cesonia (dogface butterfly)
Lineage: Eukaryota; Metazoa; Arthropoda; Insecta; Lepidoptera; Pieridae
Product: luciferin 4-monooxygenase-like
Exons: 6
Coding region: 1-945 (314 amino acids)
Biological process (GO): fatty-acyl-CoA biosynthetic process; long-chain fatty acid metabolic process
Molecular function (GO): long-chain fatty acid-CoA ligase activity
Source: RefSeq, a predicted model, not a curated record
AUGAUGCAUAUAGCACCUUGGUCGAGUACUUUGGGAAUCGCCAUAACAUUGGCCGACACACUUCAUGGCAAAACAUCUGUAUUUUUACCUAGAUACCAAGAGAGACUAUAUUUACAAACCAUUGAAAAAUACAAGAUAGGGGUAAUAACAAUAGCUCCACCACUUCUAGUGAUGCUGUGUAAAUCGAAGAUUGCUGAUGAAUAUGAUCUCAGUUCUAUGGAACUCAUUUAUUCUGGAGGUGCUCCAAUUGAUUUAGAUACAAUACAUCAAGUAAAGAAGAGAUAUCCACAUCUUAAGCGCGUCUUACAAGGUUAUGGUAUGACAGAGUUGACAGGCGGUCUCACAGAAGACUCAGAAAUUACCCCAAAAGAAGGUAGCGUAGGACCACUAGCUGAAGGAAGUAUUGUAAAGAUAGUUGACCCUAAUACCGGAAAAAUAUUGGGUUGUCGUGAACCAGGUGAAAUCCAGGUCAAAGGACCAGUUCUAUUUCUAGGUUAUAUAGGAAUACCUUCAGAGAAUCAUUUAACAGCAGAUGGAUUUUAUAAAACCGGUGAUAUUGCAUACUAUGACGAAGAUGGAUACUUUUACAUAAUCGAUAGGAUCAAAGAACUGAUAAAGUAUAAUGCGUGGCAGGUAGCUCCAUCAGAAUUAGAAGCAUUGCUUUUAGAACAUCCAGGUGUGAUGGAUGCUGGAGUGACGGGUAAACCUGACCCAUCCUGCGGUGAACUUCCUACGGCGUUUGUGGUUAGGCAACCUAAUUCAAAAGUCACUGAAGAAGAACUCCUGGCACACGUAGAUUCUAAGGUUUCGCCUUGGAAAAAAUUACGUGGAGGAGUCUUUUUUAUAAACGAAAUCCCGAAAACUGCUAGUGGUAAAAUACUAAGAAGGAAACUCAAAGAAUUACUUGCUAAUUCGGAAAAAGAAAAAGUUCGCAGCAAAUUAUAA